Dimorphilus gyrociliatus is the source of this 1585-nucleotide messenger RNA. NCBI's taxonomy places the organism in Eukaryota, Metazoa, Annelida, Polychaeta, Dinophilidae. The record is from the annotation of a GenBank genome assembly.
CAUGAGCGAAGUUAACAUUGCGGAAGAUCGUAAAAGAAAGUCGGAUAGUCCUCCGGCUUCUUGUAAUGAAAAUAAAAUAAGAAAGCAGGAAGAGGAUAUAACGGUUCCUGAAACAGCAGUUAUAACUAAAACUAAAGAAAAUAAAUGCCCAACUCCCGGUUGCGAUGGAACUGGACACGUUACUGGAUUAUAUUCCCAUCACCGUAGCCUAUCCGGCUGUCCGUGCAAGGAUAAAGUGUCUCCGGAAAUUCUGGCGGCUCAUCAAGAAAUCGUACGCUGUCCUACUCCAGGUUGCACAGGAAGAGGGCAUGUGAAUAGUAACAGAAAUUCCCAUAGGAGUCUUAGUGGAUGUCCUAUUGCUGCCAUGGGCAAACAUGCUAGCAAGAAACUGACAACAGUAUAUGUUUCAAGUCCUUGCAUGAACUGUUGUAAAAUUCCCAAACGUUUUCAUUGCAGAAUAAGAUUCUCUACUAAAUUUGCAGCGUCCUCUUUAACUAACGUUAGCUCGACAACCCUGCCGUCAUCGGCAUCGUCAUCGUCCUCCUCCCCACCGUCAUCAACUUCACUGACGUGCGAUAGAGUUUUGCGUCCUAUGAUUGUUGCUAAGCAGCUUGAUUUGACUUCCGUUCAAGUUGCAACACCCCGAUCUAAUCUAGCCCGCGAACUGGAUAAAUAUAGUCGUCCAAAUCAACAUCAAACUUUACUGCAACCAGCUCAUCAUCAAAUUAAAAAAAUGGUUAACGGUGGAGAACAAGCUGUCGAUUUAACCAAGAAGGUCAAAAUGGAACCAAUCGUUGAAGUCGUUGAUAUGAACAACGAGAAAAAGGAAGAAAUUUUAAUUAAGAAGGAUGAAGAAGAAAACGUUGUAAAAUGCCCAACACCUGGAUGUGACGGAUCUGGUCACAUUACUGGAAAUUAUACAUCCCAUCGUAGUUUAUCCGGAUGCCCAAGAGCAAAUAAACCGAGGAAAAAUCAACUCAAUAAUGGCGAGACCCAAGAGCCCUUAAAAUGCCCAGUACCGGGUUGUGACGGAACUGGCCAUGCAUCAGGAAAAUAUUUAAGCCAUCGAAGUGCGUCUGGAUGCCCUAUUGCUAACAGAUCUUCGGCAUUAGCAAAUAGAGAAAUGAAUGGAAUGUUUAAAUACUCGAUGCCCACUGAAGAGCUAAAAAAUGUUCCCCUAAAAGUUUUAGCAGAAGUAGAGGAACAUCAUCAAGUUCAAUCUCUUCAAAAGGAGGUUAGCAAAUUACGCGAAACAAAUGCUGAUAUGGAAGAGGAGAUGCAACGUGUUUCGUAUGAAAUUGAAGAGUUUGAAAAGAUUAUUGAACAAAAUGAAAAAGAAAAAGUGACUCUUGAACGCCGAAUUGAGGCUGCAACGAAUCAGUUGAACUCAAUAAAGGAUUCACUUGUCUCCAACGUGAGCGAUGGAAAUGCUUUGCAGAAGGAAGAUGAACCUUUCGAAGCCUACUUAGACAGACUUAAGAUUUUAUGUAUUGACGCCCAAAACAAGGCUCUUAGAACAUGUUUGCGAACUGCAUUAGAAUCUGCGCAGACAGGCGUUCAAUUCGACAACAGUCAAGAAGUUUGA